ACAGUUUAAAUUCUUACGCGAACAUCACCAGGCUGGAAUCUGUUCAGCCUGCCUUCCUCUCAAAACCCUACGACCCCCUCGUGUUACUCUGCGGCGGAGAGAGCGGGUGUCGGCGGCGAGAGGAGAGGAGAUAUCGGAGAUCGGGAUCGUUUCUUCUUCUUUGAUCGCUGUGGAGAGGUUCUGUAGUUUGGUUGGCACUUGCAAGAGACCACCGAAACUCCCCCAUAUUUCUCAUCCUUCCGCUCCGCUCGUACUAGACACCAUUGUCGAAGUGAAGGGGAUUUCAAGAUGGCGAAAUCUGGAGCCUUGGAUCUUGCAACCGGGGUUGGAGGAAAGAUUAAGAAGGAAGAGGUCAAAUUAGCUGUGGAGAAGUAUGAGAAGUAUCAUCUCCAAACUGGAGGUGAUGAUGAAACAAGGAAGACUAACUACAGUGAUAUGGUAAAUAAAUACUAUGAUCUUGCAACCAGCUUUUAUGAAUUUGGCUGGGGUGAAUCUUUCCACUUUGCUGCCAGAUGGAAAGGUGAAUCAUUAAGGGAAAGCAUCAAACGCCAUGAGCAUUUUCUUGCCCUUCAAUUAGGUCUCAAAAGAGGAAUGAAGGUAUUAGAUGUUGGAUGUGGAAUUGGUGGCCCUAUGAGGGAAAUAUCUCGAUUCAGCUUAGCAUCUAUUACUGGGUUGAACAACAAUGAAUACCAGAUAGCCAGGGGCACUGAGUUAAACCGCCUUGCUGGGCUGAGCAGCUCUUGCAAUUUCGUGAAGGCUGAUUUUAUGAAAAUGCCUUUUCCUGACAAUACCUUUGAUGCUAUAUAUGCUAUAGAAGCAACCUGUCAUGCUCCUGAUGCUCUUGGAUGUUACAAGGAGAUAUACAGGGUAUUGAAGCCCGGGCAGUGCUUUGCUGCUUAUGAAUGGUGCUUGACUGAACAUUAUGACCCCAGCAAUGAAAGUCAUAAGAAGAUAAAGGCAGAGAUUGAGAUUGGUGAUGGACUUCCUGACAUAAGAUCAGCACAUCAAUGCCUUGAUGCCUUAAAACAAGCCGGAUUUGAGAUCAUCUGGGAGAAGGAUCUCUCGCUCGAUUCGCCUUUACCAUGGUAUUUGCCAUUGGAUACCAGCCAUUUCUCCUUGAGCAGCUUCCGCUUGACAGCUUUCGGACGUUUCAUCACAAGAACAAUGGUUCAGACGCUAGAAUUUCUGCGUCUUGCUCCAGCAGGAAGUAUGCGAGUUUCGUCAUUCUUAGAGAAGGCUGCAGAAGGUCUGGUAGAUGGCGGAAGGAUGGAGAUCUUCACUCCCAUGUACUUCUUUUUGGCCCGGAAGCCUCUUUCAGAAUCAUGAGGAAUAAAACUAAUGGAGAGGACAUUAAUGAGAAAUCAGAAUUGCUGUUGAAGAUGAUCUCUUCAUCGCCAUUUGAAGUCCACCCUGUGCGCGUAAGAUUAAGAAAAAUAUGUCUGUAUGUGUGCGACUGUUUUUUCAUCAUUUUGCUAUGAACAUUUUCAUACAUUCUGAAAUGUUUUAUAAUACUGUCUGUACCAUUUCAUGUUUUUGGUGCAAUUUCUUUUACAUUUUUUUU
Messenger RNA from Phalaenopsis equestris, 1561 nucleotides. RefSeq names its product cycloartenol-C-24-methyltransferase 1. Gene Ontology annotation, molecular function: sterol 24-C-methyltransferase activity. NCBI's taxonomy places the organism in Eukaryota, Viridiplantae, Streptophyta, Magnoliopsida, Asparagales, Orchidaceae. The transcript is spliced from 14 exons. Gene Ontology annotation, cellular component: endoplasmic reticulum. The record is from RefSeq and is a predicted model, not a curated record. Bases 289 to 1326 code for a protein of 345 amino acids. Gene Ontology annotation, biological process: sterol biosynthetic process.